Messenger RNA from Hyaloscypha bicolor E, 815 nucleotides. RefSeq lists its product as uncharacterized. The annotation marks the transcript as partial. The transcript has a single exon. The record is from RefSeq and is a predicted model, not a curated record. NCBI's taxonomy places the organism in Eukaryota, Fungi, Ascomycota, Leotiomycetes, Helotiales, Hyaloscyphaceae.
UCAUUUGCCCAGAAAGCGAAAGCCUGCAGGGUGGCUAAGCGAGAACCUUCCCCCGUCCCCCGGCUCGGUCUCGUUCAGCAGUGCGGAUCGGUGGACGGUGCAGGUGCAAGUAUCUGGUUUGUUCUUAGUGGCAGCGAGUGUGGCUCCAGGAGUCCAGGAAUUGCGCACAACGUUGAACAUGUGAGAUGCCGUCAGCAGGAAAGGCUGCAUCAUCUGGCACUUCUGGUGGAAGGGCGGCGGUGUGAUGUGCUGCCUCAGCGCCGGGUCAAACCCAUCAGCCAUCACAGCCAUCACAGCCAGCCAAGCCAGCCCACCAGGCCUCUUUUCGCCUCUCCCCUUUUGCUCGUCGCUCUUUGUUCGGCCACAGCCAUGCCAUGCCAUGCCAGUCAUGCCAGUCAUGCCAUGCACCGCACUGCAGGCCGGCCAGCUUUAGCAGCAAUCAACCUUGUUUCUCGUCUCGCCCACUCCGACUCUUACUCCCACUCCCACUCCCACUCCCACCCACUAAGCUUACAGCCACGAGACCCACAGCGCUUAAGGAAUUGCGUGCGUGCAUUUAUAUUGACGGCUUUGUCAGGCCCCAUGCAAAAAGGGGGGGGGCAGCCUCAUUAUAAUUAAUACUUGCUCCUCUAUUGGUAAGCUGACCCAUCCAUUGCUGUUGGGACGCGAAAUUAAAUCGCCUGCAUUCUGUCUUCUAUCGUUUUCAAUUUAGGUUCUGAGCCUGUUCUACAUUUUAAACAAACCAUAUCAACCACAUUAUCUGUCUUCUAAAGACCAACUGAAACUGCCUUCUCUGCCUUUCUGAAUCUUUGGGA